CCAACGGAAGGCAUGAACGUGUUGAGGAAAAGAAGCAACUGAGAGAGCAGGGAAAGCUCCACGCACACCGCAAUCCACACCACACCGUAGGUCACCGCCGCUGCUUCUUGUGGGUUACUGAUGAUUAGUCAUCGCAGAUUCUACAGCCUGGUAAAAAGAUCUUCGAAACUGCACGUAAGGUUGCCCUUUGGUCAAGUUCGUUCUGAGUAUAUACAUGCCAGCGAGCCAGACCAUUCAAGAAGGCAUGGCCAUGGCAUGCUCGAGUCGAAUCUGAAAUCUCCAUGGAAUCCGUCGCCGUCGUGGCGGUGCCGUUCCCGGCGCAGGGCCACCUCAACGGGAUGCUGCACUUGUCGCUGCAGCUCGCGUCGCGGGGGCUCCCCGUGCACUACGCGGCACCCGUUGCCCACGUCCGCCAGGCGCGCGCGCGCGUGCACGGCUGGGGCGAGGACGCCCUCCGCCGCGUCGAGUUCCACGAGUUCGACGUCCCCGCGCACGCCGCCCCGCCGCCGGACCCGGCCGCGCCCUCGCCGUUCCCGUCCCACCUCAUCCCCAUGGCCGAGGCCUUCGCCGCGGGCGCGCGCGCCCCGGUCGGCGGACUGCUCCGGAGGAUCUCCGCGGGCUCCCGCCGCGUGGUCGUCCUGUACGACCGCCUCAGCUCCUUCGCCGCGCCCGCGGCGGCGGAGAUCCCGAACGGCGAGGCGUACUGCCUGCAGUGCGUGGCCGCAUCCUUCGACGCGGCGUGGACGGACGCCGGGCGGCGGCUCCUGCGCGCGAUCGGGCUCGACGCCCCGCCUCCGGCCGCCUGCUUGCCGAGGGAGCUCGUCGAGUACAUCGUCAGGACGCAAGGAGACGGACAGAGUCCGGCCUUCGCCGGAGUGAUCAUGAACACGUGCCGAGCGAUCGAGGGAUCGGAGCUCAUCGACGUGGUGGCCAGUGAUCCGGAGUACCGCGGCAAGAACGUUUUCGUUGUCGGACCCAUGAACCCGCUGCUCGAUGCGACCGCACGGGUACCGGGAGGGCCGACGACGCGGCACCGGUGCCUGGAUUGGCUGGACGAGCAGCCGCCGGCGUCGGUGCUGUACGUGUCGUUCGGCACGACGUCGUCGCUCGCUGCGGAGCAAGUCGCGGAGCUCGCCGCGGCGCUGCGCGACAGCAAGCAGCGGUUCGUGUGGGUUCUGCGCGAUGCCGAUCGCGGCGUGGUGGUGCGUGAGGAAGCCGUGGAGAGCCGGCACGCCAGGUUCCUGUCCGAGUUCUCCGAACAAAUCCGAGGCACGGGGUUGGUGAUCACGACGUGGGCGCCGCAGCUGGAGAUCCUGGCUCACGGCGCCACGGCAGCGUUCAUGAGCCACUGCGGCUGGAACUCCGCCAUGGAGAGCCUGAGCCAUGGCAAGCCGAUGCUCGCCUGGCCCAUGCACUCCGACCAGCCGCUAGUGGCGGAGCUCGUGUGCAAACACCUCAAGUGUGGCUAGAACUACCUGUGGGCCCCACAUGAAGAGCCGGACCCUGGAAUUAAAACCUCGCGUUCACACUAUAAAAUUUUAUCGAAAUUAACUAAAAUUUGUUGGAGAUGACUCAGUGCGGGAGAAGACCAAUGCACUCGGCGAGUCCAUCCGUGCUUCAGUCGCCGAGGGCGGAUCAUCGCGGAAGGACCUCGACAACUUCAUUACUUACAUAACAAGAUGAAACGUGUCUUGUAUUUUUGAAGUUUGAUUUGAGGGUUUUUUUUUUUUGGAUGAAUCGAAGUCGUGAGGGAUAUUGAAAAUAUCUUUUGUCUUCUGUUAGUUGUAACUAUGUUUGGCAAGAAUUGAACUGUUAUGGUGGAUCCAUAAUUUGUAUGUUCUCGUGCCGAGUCACUAUAAACAUUUUCGAAAUUUAACAGA
Messenger RNA from Panicum virgatum (switchgrass), 1880 nucleotides. Its product is annotated as putative cis-zeatin O-glucosyltransferase. Lineage: Eukaryota; Viridiplantae; Streptophyta; Magnoliopsida; Poales; Poaceae. The transcript has 2 exons. Gene Ontology annotation, molecular function: UDP-glycosyltransferase activity. The coding region runs from base 282 to 1469 and encodes 395 amino acids. The record is from RefSeq and is a predicted model, not a curated record.